Messenger RNA from Cyprinodon tularosa, 3108 nucleotides. Its product is annotated as NACHT, LRR and PYD domains-containing protein 3-like. Lineage: Eukaryota; Metazoa; Chordata; Actinopteri; Cyprinodontiformes; Cyprinodontidae. The record is from RefSeq and is a predicted model, not a curated record. Bases 4 to 2988 code for a protein of 994 amino acids. The transcript is spliced from 7 exons.
UUAAUGCAGGAUGAGGAUGAUGGAGAAACCAUUUGCAACAGAGAAGCGUUACUGAAGAUCACAACAUUUUUCCUGAAGAAAAUGAAGCAAGAAAGGUUGGCUGACGAUCUACAAAACAGAUGCCUGGCUCCCAUGUGUAAAGGUAAACUUAAAUCUGGUCUGAAGAGGAGGUUCCAGUGUUUGUUUGAAGGAAUUCCUAAAGCAGGAAGUCCAACCUUUCUGAACCAGAUCUACACGGAGCUCUACAUCACAGAGGGGGGGGCUGGAGAGGUCAAUACUGAACAUGAGGUCAGACAGAUCGAAACAGCGUGUAGGAAACCACUCAGACCAGAAACAACAAUCAGACACAAAGACAUGUUUAAACCCCGACCCGGAAGAGACCAGCCAAUCAGAACAGUCCUGACAAAGGGAGUGGCUGGCAUUGGGAAAACAGUGUUAACACAGAAGUUCACUUUGGACUGGGUUGAAUACAGAGUUCACCAGAACAUCCACUUCAUAUUUCCAUUCACCUUCAGAGAGCUGAAUGUGCUGAAAGAGAAAAAGUUCAGUUUGGUGGAACUUGUUCAUUUCUUCUUCACUGAAACCAAAGGAAUCUGCAGCUUUGAUCAUUUCCAGGUUCUGUUCAUCUUCGAUGGUCUGGAUGAGAGUCGACUUCCUCUGGACUUCACCAACAAUGAGAUCGUCACGGAAGUCACAGAGUCCACCUCGGUGGAUGUUCUGCUGACGAACCUCAUCAGGGGGAAACUGCUUCCCUCUGCUCUCCUCUGGAUAACCACACGACCUGCAGCAGCCAAUCAGAUCCCUCCUCACUGUGUUGGCAUGGUGACAGAAGUCAGAGGGUUCACCGACCCACAGAAGGAGGAGUACUUCAGGAAGAGAUUCAAAGAUGAAGAGCAGGCCAGCAGGAUCAUCUCCCACAUGAAGACUUCUAGAAGCAUCCGCAUCAUGUGCCACAUCCCUGUGUUUUGCUGGAUAGUUGCUACGGUUCUAGAAGAUGCAUUGGAAACCAGAGAGGGAGGAGAGCUGCCCAGCACCCUGACUGAGAUGUACAUCCACUUCCUGGUGGUUCAGACCAAAAUGAAGAAGAUCAAGUAUGAUGGAGGAGCUGAGACGGAUCCCCUCUGGAGUCCAGAGAGCAGGAAGAUGAUCGAGUCUCUGGGAAAACUGGCUUUUGAUCAGCUGCAGAAAGGAAACCUGAUAUUCUAUGAAUCAGACCUGACAGAGAGUGAAAUUGACAUGAGAGAAGCCUCGGUGUUCUCAGGAGUCUUAACGCAGAUCUUUAAAGAGGAGUCAGGGCUGUACCAGGAGAAGGUGUUCUGCUUUGUCCAUCUGAGUAUUCAGGAGUUCAUGGCUGCUCUUCAUGUUCAUCUGACCUUCAUCAACUCUGGCAUCAACCUCAUGUCCAAGACGAGAAGAAAAUCUCUGAGGGAUACAUUUUCAGGGGAUAGACCUAAAUCAGUGCUCUUCUACCAGGCUGCUGUGGACAAGGCCAUUGAUGAUCCAAAUGGAACACUGGACUUAGUGCUGCGCUUUCUGCUGGGACUUUCAUUGCAAACCAACCAGACUUUCUUAGUAGAUGCAAUGACAAAGAAAGGGAGUAGCUCAAAGACAAAUCAGGAAAUAGUUGGUUACAUAAAAAACAAGAUCAAUGGUAAUCUGUCUGCAGAGAAAACCAUCAAUCUCUUCCACUGUCUGAAUGAACUGAGGGAUCGUUCUCUGGUGGAGAAACUUCAACAGACUCUGAGUUCAGAAAGUCUCUCCUCAGUUAAACUGACUCCUGCCCAGCUGUCAGCUUUGGCUUUCAUUCUGUUGUCAUCAGGAGAAGAUCUAGAUGUAUUUGACUUGAAGAAAUACUCUGUUUCUGAAGAAGGUCUUUCACGGCUCCUCCCAGUGAUGCAAGCUUCCACCAAGGCUAUACUAAGUGGCUGUGACCUUUCAGAGAGAAGCUGUGAAGCUCUGUCCUCAGUUCUUUGCUCCAGGAACUCAGCUUUGAGAGAAAUGGAUCUGACUGGCAGCAACCUGCAGGCUUCAAGCCUUACCCUAAUCUGUGCUGGACUCCAAAACCCACACUGCAUAAUGGAAGCGAUCAGAUUAAGUCACUGCAACCUCUCAGUGGAAAGCUGUAGAAUAUUGUCUUCAGUUCUCAGCUGCAAGUCUGCUUCUCUGAGACACUUGGACUUGACUAACAACGACUUGUGGAAUUCAGGAGUGAAGGUGCUUUGUGAUGAACUGAAAAGACCAGAAUGUUUACUGGAAACUCUCAGUUUAUCAGGUUGUCUGAUCACAAGUGAAGGCUGCCUUUUCCUGAGUUCUGCUCUGAGCUCCAACCCCUUCCACCUCAAAGAGCUGGACCUAACUUACAACCAUCCAAGAAAAUCAGGGCAAAGGAUCCUUUCUGAUGGACUGAAAAAUCCCCACUGGAAGCUCCAAAGUCUCCGGAUGGACCAUGAAGGACCUCACAGACUGAAACCUGGCCUAAAGAAGUAUGCCUGUAAAAUGGAACUGGACCCAAACACGGCGCACAGACACCUAAAACUGUCUGACAACAGGAAAACGGUGACACACGUGACACACAAACUUUCUUAUCCUGAUCAUAAAGACAGAUUUUCUCUUUGCAUUCAAGUUCUGUGCAGGAAUGUUUUGAGCGGCCGUUGUUAUUGGGAGGUUGAGUGGAGAGGAAAGGUUGAGAUCUGUGUAGCUCAUGGAGAACCGGUUUUGGACUGUGUGUUUGGAGCCACCAACCAGUCCUGGAGUCUGGAGUGCUCUGAUGGGGGGUAUGCUGUGUGGCACGCCAACAAGAAGAUCCCAGUUUCCUCAUGUGUCACUGCUUACAGAAUAGCCGUGUAUGUAGACUGUGAGGCUGGCCUUCUGUCCUUCUACAGGAUCUGGAGUCACAAUCUGAACCACCUCUACACCUUCAGGACUAGAUUUUCUGCUCCCGUUUAUCCUGGAUUCCGGAUCCAAACCGGGUUUGUGUCUUUAUGUUGAGAAUAUGCUCAUUGGCUGAUUUGACCAUGAUCCAUGAUACACUGUUCAGUCCAGAACUGAGCAGAACUAGAACGAUGAUCUUCACAAAUAGAAUCAGUAAGACCGUGCAAAGGCCCGUCU